Molecule: messenger RNA, 1638 nt
Organism: Striga asiatica
Lineage: Eukaryota; Viridiplantae; Streptophyta; Magnoliopsida; Lamiales; Orobanchaceae
Source: the annotation of a GenBank genome assembly
UUUCAUUUCAUUUCAUUUUUUUUUUUGUUUAAAUAGGUCUCCAAAAACAAUAAAUUCUCGCCAAAUGCUUCUCAAAAAUCACAUCCCCAAAUCAAAUCUCCACCUAUUACGCCGCCGAGAAACCACAAUCGGACGGCCACACACGACGAUGAUGACGUCAUCGCUCUCCUCCGGGUCCCCUGCUGCGGCGGCGCCGCCGCAGAGGUCGUCGAUCCCGGGCGGGUACGGGUGGCCGGUGAUCGGGCCGCUGUCGGACCGGCUGCAGUACUUCUGGUUCCAGGGUCCGGCGAAGUUCUUCGAGAGGCGGAUCGAGAAGUACGGGAGCACGGUGUUCCGGACAAACGUUCCGCCGGCGUUCCCGCUGUUCACCGGCGUGAACCCAAACGUGGUGGCGGUGCUGGACGUGCGGUCGUUCGGGCACCUUUUUGAUAUGGAGCUGGUGGAGAAGACCGACGUGCUGGUCGGCGAGUUCAUGCCCAGCCUCAAGUUCACCGGCGGACUCAGGGUCUGCGCCUACCUCGACACGGCGGAGGCCAAACACGCACAGAUCAAGAGCUUCGCCCUGGACAUCCUCAAACGCAGCUCCUCCAAGUGGGUCCCAUCCAUGAUAACCUCCCUCGACGCCAUGUGGACCGAAAUCGACUCGAAACUCGCCAGCUCAGGUCCCGUCGGCACUCUCGGCUACUUCAUCCCUCUCCAACAGUUCCUCUUCUCCUUCCUCACCCGAUGCCUCCUCGACGCCGACCCCACUUCUGUCCCGGAAAUCCAAAAAUCCGGCCACAUAAUGCUCGACAAGUGGCUCGCCCUCCAACUCCUCCCCACAAUCAGCAUCAACAUCUUGCAGCCACUCGAAGAAAUCUUCCUCCACUCCUUCACCUACCCUUUCUGGCUCGUCAAAUCCGACUAUCACAAGCUAUCGGGCUUCGUCAGGUCCGAGGCCCGCGAAACAGUUUCGCGGGCCCAAACCGAAUUCGGUCUAACCGAAGACGAGGCCGUCCACAACCUACUCUUUAUCUUGGGCUUCAACGCUUUCGGGGGCUUCUCGAUUUUCCUCCCGACUCUUUUGUCCAAUCUCGGUGCGCAAAAAAACGCGCACGACGAGCUGCGGAAGGAGGUUCGGGAGAAGCUUUCGAGUGGAAAAAAAACGCUCGGUUUCGAGACGGUGAAGGAGAUGGACUUGAUAAACUCGUUCGUUUACGAGACUUUGCGUUUGAGCCCGCCCGUCCCGUCGCAGUUCGCGCGGGCCCGGAAAGAUUUCGACCUGAGUUCGCACGAUAAGGUUUACGGGAUAAAGAAAGGGGAGCUUUUGUGCGGUUAUCAGCCGGUCGUGAUGAAGGAUCCAAGAGUGUUUGAAAAUCCCGAGACGUUUGUAUUUGACAGGUUUAGCAAGAGGAAUGGAGGUGAUGAGUUGUUGAAGUAUCUGUUCUGGUCGAACGGGCCGCAAAGCGGGUCGGGCGGCCCGAGUGUUUCGAACAAGCAGUGUGCUGCUGCGGAGGCGGUGCCGAUGACGGCGGCUGUUUUUCUGGCGUAUUUGUUUCAGAGGUAUGAUGACAUCACCAUUUCGUCGGGAUCGAUUACUUCGCUCGAGAAGGCCAAGUGAUUUGUGUGUUUAAGGUGUGUUUGUGUUGUUCUGGUGUU